UACCCUGUAGUGUGAUAUAAAUUGCCGUGUUCCAUAUGUCUUCCCUACAAAUAUACUAUAAGACAAUUCCAAAUUAACAUCCUCAGGCUCAGGCCUAGCAGACUCAGCCGUAACGAACCAUGUUGGCUACCUCGGAACAUUUCCAGUACUACUUCAAAACUUCUCUUCUUUUCUGCUUCCUUUUUAUUAUCCUUCCAAUUGUUCAACCACUCUCCUUUAACAUACCUAACUUCAAUGACACUGAAAGCGCAAACCUCAUUGGAACGGCAGGCGUAGCCAAGAUUGAGAACGGAACCAUAGUGCUCAAUCCACUCAUCGAAAAUGGAGUUGGACGAGCCAUCUAUGGCCAACCUUUGCACCUUAAAAACUCUUCUAAUGGAAAUGUCACAGACUUUUCUACUCGCUUUUCGUUCACUAUUGGCGUGCCCACUCAAACCAACUAUGGUGACGGCUUUGCCUUCUAUGUGGCACCCCUUCUCUUCCAGAUUCCGCAAAAAUCAGAAUCAGAUGGUAGCACUCUCGGCCUAUACGGUGACACCCAAAACAACAUCGUUGCUGUCGAAUUCGACACUUAUGUAAACGAUGAUGAUCCACCAGUGCAGCACGUAGGGAUCAACAAUAACUCUGUGGCAUCCCUCAAUUAUAGCAGGUUUGAUAUUGAGAGCAACAUAGGGAAAAUGGGGCAUGCGUUGAUAACUCACAAUGCUUCUGCCAAACUCCUUUCUGUCUCGUGGUUCUUUGAGGGAACUAGCUCUGGUUUUACACCUAAUGCUAAUUCUCUUUCGUACCAUAUUGACCUAGGGGAAACUUUACCAGAAUGGGUCAAUGUUGGGUUUUCAGGUGCAACCGGGUCGUCUAGUGAGCAAAAUGUUAUUCAUUCCUGGGAAUUUGCGUCAACUCUGAACUCCACCAGUUUAGAGACAAGAAGAGAAGAUAGUUCUGAUUUGGAUAAAGCAUCUAUGCCAAGAAGGUUUGGUUACAACGAAUUAGUUGCAGCCACCAACGGGUUCGCAGAUGAUAGAAGGCUCGGAGAAGGAGGUUAUGGAGAAGUUUACAAAGGGUUUCUGAGUGAUUUAGGGCGCGUGGUUGCGGUGAAAAGGAUUUUUUCUGAUGUUGAAAAUUCUGAAGAAAUAUUUACGAACGAGGUGAAGAUUAUAAGUCGUCUCAUACAUAAAAAUCUUGUUCAAUUCAUGGGGUGGUGCCACGAGGAAGGGAAGUUAUUAAUGGUUUUUGAGUACAUGACUAAUGGAAGCCUUGACAAUCAUCUCUUUGGCAACAGAAGAACUUUGACAUGGGGUGUGAGAUACAAGAUAGCAUUAGGCGUGGUGAGAGCACUUCGUUAUCUUCAUGAAGACGCGGAACAAUGUGUUCUUCAUAGGGAUAUUAAGUCGGCUAAUGUUUUGUUGGACACUGAUUUCAAUACCAAGGUUAGUGACUUUGGGAUGGCGAAAUUGGUGGAUCCAAGAUUGAGGACUCAGAAGACAAAGGUGGUGGGGACAUAUGGGUACCUGGCUCCUGAAUAUGUAAAGGAAGGAAGGGCUAGCAAGGAAUCUGACAUGUACGGUUUUGGGGUUUUGGCUUUGGAAAUAGCAUGUGGAAAGAGGACUUAUGAGGAUAGGGAGCAUAAUCAUGUGCCUUUAACAAAUUGGGUAUGGAAACAUUAUGUGGAAGGGAAUAUUUUGAAUGCUGCCGAUAAGGGAUUGAAAGGGGAUUACGAUGUGAACGAAAUGACAUGUUUGCUCACGGUAGGAAUAUGGUGUAGCCACCCAGAUCACAAGAAAAGGCCAAAGGCAGAACAGGUUAUUAAUGCCCUGAAGCAAGAAACGCCAUUGCCAUUGCUUUCUAUGUGACAUGCCCUCGUUGUCCUCCUCAGCCUACCAAUGGCCAAUCUGAUUCCUUUGAAUCACCAUCCAUCACCAACAGCAUGCCUAUUUCAAGGCCUUGCAAUAUAUCAGAACAUAUAUUUAGCCAAUUUUGGACGAGUUCUGUAUGUGAUUUAUGUAUCAUAUAUGUUUUCAUGUAAAUAGUCUAAUAUUAUAGUGUGGUAUUAAUAUAUUUUUAGUGUAAGUUUUGAUUCCUAUA
Molecule: messenger RNA, 2082 nt
Organism: Glycine soja
Lineage: Eukaryota; Viridiplantae; Streptophyta; Magnoliopsida; Fabales; Fabaceae
Product: L-type lectin-domain containing receptor kinase IX.1-like
Exons: 2
Coding region: 120-1850 (576 amino acids)
Biological process (GO): protein phosphorylation
Cellular component (GO): plasma membrane
Molecular function (GO): protein kinase activity; ATP binding; carbohydrate binding
Source: RefSeq, a predicted model, not a curated record